AUGGCAAAACUUACACUACUGGCAUGUUUGGGAGCUUUACUUACGGUUCAGAUGGUGGUCUCCACCAAGCUGGUGUGUUACAUGACAAACUGGUCGCAGUACAGGCCAGGGGCUGGAAGGUUCACCCCUGAGAAUGUGGACCCAUUCCUCUGCACACAUGUCAUCUAUGCUCUUGCUACUAUCAAAGACAACAAGCUCACAACCAUGCAAUGGAAUGAUGAGACCAUGUACAUGAGACUGAAUAACUUAAAAAAUAUCAAUCCCCUGCUGAAGACAUUGCUGUCAGUUGGAGGCACGUAUAAUGGUGUGAGUCCAUUUAUUGACAUGGUCUCUACAGAAGAAAAUCGCAAGAUAUUCAUUCAGUCAGCUCUCCUCUCUUUGCGUACAUAUGGCUUCGAUGGAUUGGAUCUGGCUUGGGAGUUCCCUGGACAGAAUGGCAGCUCAGCAGAUGACAAGCAGAAGUUCACUGCACUGGUCAAUGAACUGAGAGAAGCCAUUGAGCAGGAGGCCAGAGACAACCAGAAAACUCCACUGCUUUUUUCUGCCAAAGUGAGCUCUCUAAGGACCAUAAUUGACAAUGCCUAUGAAGUUCCUGAAAUUGCAAGACAGUUGGACUUCAUGAACCUCAUGACUUAUGACUACCAUGGCUCCUGGGAUGAUGCAACAGGAGAGAACAGCCCACUCUUCAAGGGCUCAUUUGAUAAGGGAACAAACACCUACCGCAACAUUGAUGCCUCAGUGAGAUAUUGGAUUGAGAAGGGAGCUCCAGCAGAAAAACUUCUCCUGGGUUUCUCCACAUAUGGGCGAACAUUCCGCCUUACAACCCCAGUGACAGGUCUUUAUGCUCCAUCCAAGGGCCCAGCUCCUGCUGGACCUUACACCCGUGAUGCUGGCUACUGGUCCUACUAUGAGAUCUGUUGCUUCACAUCAAGUGCAACCAUGGCAUGGAGUGAGGAGCAAAUGGUUCCAUAUGCCUUCAAGGGACAGUCCUGGGUGGGCUAUGACAACAAGAGCAGCUAUGGUGUUAAGGCUUCAUGGCUCAGAUCAAGAAACUUGGGAGGAGCAUCAGUCUGGACCCUGGAUUUGGAUGAUUUUAGCGGGUCUUUCUGUUCUGAUGGGCUCUACCCACUUAUUAGACACUUGAGUCAUUCACUGGGAUUCCCUGGCAAGCCAACAUCUCCAGAAGCUCCACACACAACACCAAACCACAUUGCUUCAUUCUGCUCUCGUAGAAGUAACGGACUGUACCCUAACUCCAUGGACAGGGCUACUUUUUAUCACUGUUCCAAUGGUUAUACCUACAUUCAACGCUGUCAACCUGGUCUGGUCUAUGACACCUCAUGUAAGUGCUGCAACUGGCCAGAAGUUCCAAGCACAAAACCAGAAGUUCUAGACAAAAGACCAGCUCCUAUCACGCCACUAAACCACAUUGCUUCAUUCUGCUCUCGUAGAAGUAAUGGAACGUACCCUAAUCCCAUGGACAGGGCUACUUUCUACCAUUGUUCCAAUGGUUACACCUACAUUCAACAUUGUCAGCCUGGUCUGGUCUAUGACAAUUCAUGUAAGUGCUGCAACUGGCCAGAAGUUUCACACACAACACCAGAAGUUCUAGACGAAAGACCAGCUCCUAUCACGCCACCAAAGCACAUUGCUUCAUUCUGCUCUCGUAGAAGUAAUGGAACGUACCCUAACCCCAUGGACAGGGCUACUUUCUACCAGUGUUCCAAUGGUUACACUUACAUUCAACGCUGUCAACUUGGUCUGGUCUAUGACAAUUCUUGUAAGUGCUGCAACUACCCAUAG
Molecule: messenger RNA, 1803 nt
Organism: Chanos chanos (milkfish)
Lineage: Eukaryota; Metazoa; Chordata; Actinopteri; Gonorynchiformes; Chanidae
Product: acidic mammalian chitinase-like
Exons: 11
Coding region: 1-1803 (600 amino acids)
Biological process (GO): carbohydrate metabolic process
Cellular component (GO): extracellular region
Molecular function (GO): chitin binding
Source: RefSeq, a predicted model, not a curated record